GGCACCCCUCCUUCCCCCCCAAAAGCCUGGCAGGGGUGUCGGGCUGAUAGGCUCGCCCGGAGGAAAGCGCAUUACGUAGGCAAGCGGCUCCGCUCAACUUGCCACCUGCGCCGGGAGAGCUGCCGGGGAAGCGAGAUCCUGCCGGAGCCCCUCGCCCGCCGCUGGCCGCCCACCCGCCCUCCGCCAUGGACUGCUGCAAUGAGGGAGCCUGCACAAAGCUGGACGAGGACAUCCUGGACAUCCCUUUGGACGAUCCUGAUGCCAACGCGGCAGCUGCCAAGAUCCAGGCUAGUUUCCGUGGCCAUAUGACCCGCAAGAAGAUCAAAGGGGGUGAGAUUGAUCGGAAAACCAAGGACGCCGAGUGCGCCAACAGCACCCGCGGCGGCGACCUCCGCAACGGCGACUAGGGGCCACCAGCUGCUCACCGGAAGCCCCUCGCCACCGGCUCCCUCCCACCGCUGCCCGCCGAGGCCCAGGAGCCCCCGCUUCACCCCCUGCCCCCCGCAUGCAUCCCCCGGGGUUCCCCCACAGCCAGGCCCUGCCCCUGGCCCUGGCUGCCCCCCCCCACCCCAGACACCCCCCGCCCCAAUAAACGCCCCUGCCAGAGCCCCGGCCUGUCCUCGGUGCCUUCUGAUGUCACCGGCAGAGGGUGAGGUCACAGCGGGCAGGGGUGGGAGGGCUGUGGGGCAGGUGGUGCCAGCAGUGAUCUCCCAUGUGUGUACAACAUGGUGCAGGCACGCGUGACAUCACUGCCAGGCGUGUGACGUGACAUCAGGGUGUGGUGUGACAUCACUCGUGGGUGGGAGAUGACUCGUGAGGUGCUGGCAUGAGAUGGGUGGUGAUGUCACUACUGGACAAGUGACAGCUGCUGUGGCACCAUGCAGGUGUGUGUGAUGUCACUGCUGGGUGUGUGACGCCAUGCAGGUGUGUGUGAUGUCACUGCUGCAUGUGUGACACCAUGCAGGUGUGUGUGAUGUCACUGCUAGGUGUGCGAUGCCAUGCAGGUGCGUGUGACGUCACUGCUGGGUGUGUGACACCAUGCAGGUGUGUGUGAUGUCACUGCUGGGUGUGUGACACCAUGCUGGUGUUUGUGGUGGCUGGAGUGACAUCAUUCCACUGUGUGUGAUGUCACUAGUAGGUGUGACUGUGGGUGUGACAUCAUAGAGGCACACAUGACAUCACUGCUGCUGUGUGAUGGUGUGACAUCAUGCAGGCACACAUGACAUCCCUGAUGGACAUGUGACAUGCCUGUAUGGCAUCAUCCAGGCAUCAGUCAGAGGCUGUGAUGUCACACACUCAUUGUGGCAUCGUACAUCCUGACACAGGGAGUGACAUCACGGUCACGGGGUGUGACAACACGUGCACCAUGAUGUCACCUCACCCUGAGGAGCUUGGCUGGUGCCCUGUGACAUCACCCUGCCCUAUGACAUCACCCAGAAGGUCGUGGGACAUCCCUCCCCGCCUCGAAAUCCACACAAACUCACCCAAAGCGCCGGUGCUGGGCAGCGCAGCAGCUUUUAAUCAGAAAACCCCUAAAAAA
This is a messenger RNA of Motacilla alba alba, 1540 nucleotides long. RefSeq names its product neurogranin (gene NRGN). The transcript is spliced from 3 exons. Bases 186 to 407 code for a protein of 73 amino acids. NCBI's taxonomy places the organism in Eukaryota, Metazoa, Chordata, Aves, Passeriformes, Motacillidae. The record is from RefSeq and is a predicted model, not a curated record. Gene Ontology annotation, molecular function: calmodulin binding.